AUGGCUUCUGAAUCAACGUCCAACCUGCGCGAGGAGGCUGUGUAUAGGCCACCAUCACCCUCCAGCUCAUGCCGGGAGUGCCUGAAAAUACACAAGUCUCAACUGCCGGUGGAGUUCCACUGCUCGAAAGACUACGUUCCGCCUAAGACAGUCCCCCUCUUCUUCUGGAUCGAGAAGGUCAAUCCACCGUCUCGCAUGAAUGAUGAAGGAUCGUGGCUGCCGGGUCAACAGUUUGAAGAAGCAAUUCACAAGCAUAUUGGCAAAAGGUCGUCCUGCGACGGAAGCUCCUUUCCUAGCGUUAGGGAUGAAAGUGUGCCCCAGCCGAAUAUAUGGAGAGAGCCAUUUUCGUACAAGAUAGACAUCCCCCACGGGCUAGCCGACGACUUCAAAAAGAACCCCGACAAGAUGGAGGCCUUUUUAUCAGACCUGCCGCAGCAAUUGGGAUGGACAGCCGUUAUCAACCAUAUUUGGGCUGACAGUGAUGAACCUGGCUCAAUCCAUGUUAGACUAACAGAGACAAAUGGCAGAGUGGCCGCAGAGCCAAUUGAUGUCAUGAUAGAUGUGCCGACGCAUCUCGCUGCGGAGUUGGAGCGAAACCCUGAUAGAAUAACAGCGAUUCUGAGUGAGCUACCCAGAUUGGAUGGAUUUGAAUGGAAUUAUGAACCGCCCAAGUCCCAUGCCAAUCUCUCGCGCUUACACUGGUUCGAUGCCAAAGUCAAACAGCGCGGUCGGUGGCAGUUGUGUGAAAUCGACAUCGAUGCUCACAAGAGGUAUAUUGGGCCUGGGAUUCUUCGCUUCUUGAGACGGAACUUCCACCUCUUGGGGUUCCGACUCAGAGUUCUUGGGGCUAGGAUAUUGUACUUCUAUACCUUCACCAUUCGCCAGUUUUCGCACUUUGCGAGAUAUGUUUCUGCGUUGCGUUCCUACCUGUGUCACUGGGCUGUUCAUUUCAAGUGCUAG
Aspergillus versicolor CBS 583.65 is the source of this 960-nucleotide messenger RNA. RefSeq lists its product as uncharacterized. The record is from RefSeq and is a predicted model, not a curated record. The coding region runs from base 1 to 960 and encodes 319 amino acids. Lineage: Eukaryota; Fungi; Ascomycota; Eurotiomycetes; Eurotiales; Aspergillaceae. The transcript has 2 exons.